AUGCACUUCCCAAGCCUCCUUGCUGUGGCCUCUGCGGCUACUGCCUAUGCCCAAUGCACUGCGGAGCAACGACUAUUCUUCAGUAACCAGGUUCCUGUCGCUUAUUCGCAAAAAGGCCCUAUCGCGACAUACACGACCUUCAGCAAGAUCCCCUUCGGCGUAGGAAGCCUCGCUGGGCCCUGUGCGACUGUCAUCUACGCCAACGGUGCUCCAGGCAUCCCUGUUGGCCUCACUGGGCAAGAUGUCGUGACCUUCGGCACAACAACUCGCCAGGCUUUCUUCGAGGUCACUGGGCAAUACACGGAUUUCCCACAGAACGGCACUACUCUCAUCAACACAAAUGUCACUCUCGGCGUCAUGUCGGCCAUUUCUUCUGGCGUCACGUUCGCCGGCCAAGUAUACCUGGACUUCAACGAGGCAUGCCGCAUCACAGCUGUCCGAGCAUUCGCCCAGGUCCCAGCAUUCAUCAAUGGACAACCCACAGAUUUGGGCAAGAUCCUCGGGAUCCCGAAGCUGCCACUCCCAAGCAUCCCUUUUAUCCCUGGCCAGGUCUAG
This is a messenger RNA of Fulvia fulva, 555 nucleotides long. RefSeq lists its product as uncharacterized. The transcript has 2 exons. The record is from RefSeq and is a predicted model, not a curated record. Lineage: Eukaryota; Fungi; Ascomycota; Dothideomycetes; Mycosphaerellales; Mycosphaerellaceae. Bases 1 to 555 code for a protein of 184 amino acids.